Messenger RNA from Calidris pugnax (ruff), 733 nucleotides. It is a transcript of the gene ID4, whose product is annotated as inhibitor of DNA binding 4, dominant negative helix-loop-helix protein. Bases 1 to 525 code for a protein of 174 amino acids. Gene Ontology annotation, molecular function: protein dimerization activity; transcription regulator activity. The transcript has a single exon. NCBI's taxonomy places the organism in Eukaryota, Metazoa, Chordata, Aves, Charadriiformes, Scolopacidae. Gene Ontology annotation, cellular component: nucleus; cytoplasm. The record is from RefSeq and is a predicted model, not a curated record. Gene Ontology annotation, biological process: circadian regulation of gene expression; cell differentiation; negative regulation of transcription by RNA polymerase II.
AUGAUGCCAACCCAUCCCCGGGGGGGGCAGAAUGGAGGGUUGGGGGGGGCGUACGGAGGGGCUGCCGGGCGGUGGAUCCCCCUCCCGCAUUCCCGCAGUCCUUCCUCCCCGGGACCGCCUUCCUCCUCCUCCUCCUCCUCCUCCGGCCUGGCCGAGCACAGCGGCUGUAAGGGGGGCCCGCCGUCGGGCGAGGAGCCGGCGGCGCUCUGCCUGCAGUGCGAUAUGAAUGACUGUUACAGCCGGCUGAGGAAGCUGGUGCCCACCAUCCCGCCCAACAAGAGGGUCAGCAAAGUGGAGAUCCUGCAGCACGUCAUCGACUACAUCCUCGACCUGCAGCUGGCUCUGGAGACGCACCCGGCGCUGCUCCGACAGCAGCAGCCGCCGCCGCCCGCCCUGCACCCCGGUGGCUGCCCGGUGGGCACCCCCAGGACCCCGCUGACAGCCCUCAACACCGACCCGGUAAGAGGUGCGUGCCACGCCGGGGAGGCGGGGAGGGACGCGGCCCGGCGGGCAUCAUCCCGGUGAUGCCACCCCUAGCUCUGCCCGAGGGGCGGACGGGGGUAAGAAACGCUCCCGGGCGGUGCGGGGUGGGUGCCGGGCAUCCCCUCGGUGCGGGCACCCGCGCGGUGUUUACCGUGUAAUUAACAGCCUCUCGAGGGAGUAGCUGUAAUCAGCGUGUUUGCACACACACACGGGAGCGGACGCGCUGCUCCUCCGCUUCCCAGCCUUCCGC